This is a messenger RNA of Erpetoichthys calabaricus (reedfish), 6421 nucleotides long. RefSeq names its product RAS p21 protein activator 3 (gene rasa3). The coding region runs from base 232 to 2748 and encodes 838 amino acids. The record is from RefSeq and is a predicted model, not a curated record. Gene Ontology annotation, biological process: negative regulation of Ras protein signal transduction; regulation of GTPase activity; intracellular signal transduction. Gene Ontology annotation, molecular function: GTPase activator activity. The transcript has 24 exons. NCBI's taxonomy places the organism in Eukaryota, Metazoa, Chordata, Cladistia, Polypteriformes, Polypteridae.
CAGUGUCCUGAGAGUUUGAACAGACUGCUUGCCUGGCAGAGUGCGCGCGUUGACACAGAAUUACAGAGAGAGAGAGAGAAGAGGGGAGACAGAGACAGAGUAAGAAGUCGGUGAGAGAGAGAGAGGGAGACAACUGACCACGAUACUCAUAGGCGAACCUAACGCUGCAAAGCACCCGUCGUCCGGCCAGCACGAGACGCACAACGGGAAACAUCGGGGCUGAUUGUGACAAUGGCCGUGGAGGAAGAGGGGCUGCGAGUUUUUCAAAGCGUCAAAAUCAAAAUAGGUGAAGCGAAAAACCUCCCUCCAUACCCUGGGCCCAACAAGAUGCGAGAUUGUUACUGCACGGUGAACCUGGACCAGGAAGAGGUGUUCAGGACCAAAAUUAUUGAAAAGUCUUUAUGUCCUUUCUAUGGAGAAGACUUCUACUGUGAAAUUCCAAGGACUUUUCGACAUCUCUCUUUUUACAUUUUUGAUCGAGAUGUUUUUCGAAGGGAUAGCAUUAUUGGGAAGGUAGCCAUCAAGAAAGAAAACCUUCAGAGCAAACCUGGACAAGACACAUGGUUUCCACUCCAGCAUGUGGAUGCAGACUCUGAAGUACAGGGUAAGGUACACUUGGAGCUUCGAUUAAGUGAAGUUAUUACAGACAACGGUAACAUAUGCCAUAAACUUGCAGCACGGGUUUUAGAAUGCCAAGGAUUGCCAAUAGUCAAUGGACAAUGUGAUCCAUAUGCCACCGUGACACUCUUGGGACCCUCCAGGUCCGAUGUAAAAAAGACAAAAAUGAAAAAGAAAACCAACAACCCCCAGUUUGAUGAAGUAUUUUAUUUUGAGAUUACCAGACCAUUAAGUUACACCAGACGAUCCCAUUUUGACGUUGAAGAAGAAGAUGUGGAUAAAAUGGCCUUAAGAAUUGAUCUAUGGAAUGGAAGUAACUUGAAGUUUGGAGAUGAAUUCCUUGGAGAAGUUAAAAUUUCCUUGAAGGUGCUUGGCCAGUCUGGUGUCCACGAUGCUUGGUACUUCUUACAGCCCAGGGACAAUGGGAGCAAGUCAAUCAAGCCAGAUGACCUUGGAUCUCUGAGGUUGAAUAUCGUGUACACAGAGGAUCAUGUUUUUCCAACGGAGUAUUACCAACCUCUCAGAGAUUUACUACUGAAAUCUGCAGAUGUUGAGCCUGUUUCAGCAUCUGCUGCUCAUGUGCUUGGCGAGAUUUGCAGAGAAAAACAGGAAGCUGCUGUACCCCUUGUUCGGCUUUUUCUUCAUUAUGGAAAGAUUGUACCUUUCCUCAGUGCCAUCGCAAAUGCAGAAGUGAAUCGGACCCUAGAUCCAAACACCAUUUUUCGAGGAAAUUCAUUAACAUCCAAGUGCAUUGAUGAGACAAUGAAAUUGGCGGGGAUGCAUUAUUUACAAGUUACAUUAAAGCCUAUCAUAGAUGAGAUUUGCGAUGACCAUAAACCCUGUGAGAUAGACCCAGUGAAAUUGAAAGAAUCUGAAAACUUCGAUACUAACAAGGAAAAUUUGAGGCAAUAUGUUGAUCGAAUUUUCACUGUAAUCACCAAAUCUGGAGUGAGUUGUCCAACUGUGAUGUGUGACAUUUUUUUCUCAUUGAGAGAAUCAGCUGCCAAACGCUUUCAAGUUGAUCAAGAUGUGCGGUACACGGCUGUUAGCAGUUUCAUCUUUCUGAGAUUUUUUGCUCCAGCUAUCCUGUCACCAAACCUUUUCCACCUACGUCCUCACCACCCGGAUCCACAAACCUCUCGCACCUUAACACUCAUCUCCAAGACAAUCCAGACACUUGGAAGUUUGUCAAAGUCAAAAUCUGCUAGUUUUAAGGAGUCUUUCAUGGCUUCUUUCUAUGACAACUUCAAUGAGCAGAAAUAUGCAGAUUCUGUGAAAAAUUUCUUGGACUUAAUUUCAUCAUCUGGAAGAAGGGAUCACAAAAGCAUUGAAACUCCCAUAAUGCUCAAGGAAGGAUUCAUGAUAAAGAGAGCUCAAGGAAGAAAAAGAUUUGGUAUGAAAAACUUUAAGAGGAGAUGGUUCCGUCUUACAAAUCAUGAGUUCACCUACCAUAGAAGUAAAGGUAACACGAAAGGUGACAGUCCACUGUGUAGCAUCCCCAUUGAAAAUAUCCUCGCUGUUGAAAAAUUAGAGGAGGAGUCUUUCCGAAUGAAAAAUAUGUUCCAGGUCAUUCAACCAGAAAGAGCCUUGUACAUUCAGGCCAAUAACUGUGUGGAGGCCCGUGACUGGAUUGACAUCCUCACCAAGGUCAGCCAGUGCAACAAAAAGCGCCUAUCUACAUACCAUCCAUCUGCAUACCUCAAUGGACACUGGCUUUGUUGUCGAGCUUCUUCAGAGAUUGCUCAAGGAUGUACACCAUGUACAGGAGGUUUACCGGCAAACAUCCAGCUUGAUAUUGAUGGAGACAGAGAAACUGAACGCAUCUAUUCCUUAUUCAAUACCUACAUUAGCAAACUGGAAAAAAUGAUGGAGGCUUGUGGGAGCAAAUCAGUGUAUGAUGGUCCAGAACAAGAAGAGUACUCUAGCUUUGUUAUUGAUGAUCCUCAGGAAACAUACAAAACACUAAAGCUGAUUGCAGAAAGAGUGCACAUCCUAGAGCAGGAGCAUGCCCAAUACAAGAGAGACAAGUUUAAGAAAACCAAGUAUGGAAGCCAAGAACACCCUAUCGGAGACAAGAGUUUCCAGAAUUAUAUUCAACAGCAAUCAGAGACGUUAACGUAUUCAAUCUGAAUGGGAGAAACGGAUAUGCUGUUUUGAUGUUAAAGAUAUCCGAAAGAAAUCUACCUAAAAUGUUAUGAUUGAUGUAGCAUGAUGUACAGCUCUGAAGAAAAAAAUGUGUCAAGCAUACCCAGUUUGUUCGACUAAACGUUUAUUUUCACAAACUGUAAAAGUAGUUGCUAUGCACUUUAAUCAUCUGGAAGCUUCACAGAUGAUAUAACUCUGCCUUUUGGCAAUGUCAAAUGAUAUUUUCACAUUUUGUGUGUCUGUUUUGUUUGUAUUGUACCUGAGUCAGUUUAUGGGAUCAGUUAAAUGAUUGCCAUAGGCCGACAAAUACAUAUAUGUAUAAAGAACUCCAGAGUAAGAUUCAGGGACCAAGGCAAUUAAACCCUUUCCUUGUAUAUGGAGUUAGAAAUGCAUUUUUGGUGGGUAAAGUUUCAAUUCUUUCAUGGUGUUACAAAAAGAGAAAAAAUACCAGCUCUUCAUUUUUCUUUUUUUUUUGUUUUCUUUAAAGGUACAAAGUCAAAAUGUAAGAAACUUCUGACAAUAAUGUAAUUACUUUGUGGGAGGGAAAUUGUUUGAGGCAGGUUGUUUCUGUGUUCUAACUGGUAAACAAUUUACAUUUUUGUAUGUUGUUUUGUGAUAUAGAAAGUGGACCCUGCAUACAUCCCAAAUACCUUUUACAGUAUGUUUGCAGAUCAUAUCCUAGCCUUUUGUUGCACCAGGGCAUGUUGAUACAAAUAAUGGAUGUAUUUUUACAGGCAUUAUCUGGUAACACCACUCUGUUGACUAAUGACCACUUUCUGGUUCAUUUCUUUUAUAUCAGUUGUAAUUUCUCCAAAAUACAUAAACAUUAUUCCUUAAUUAAAUCUCCUACUUUUACUAUUGUUUCAAAACUUAAGGUAGAAGCAUAAACUCAACACAAAGCACUGUGUAUUUUAGCCUGCCAUAAAGUGAGAGUGCUCACUCUAAAAAGCACUAUUUAAAAAUAAACGUUUAUUUGGAAAAGAGUUUUGACACUAUCCCAUAAAGUGAUCAAAAUUCAACAGGUUUAGGAAAAUUUACUCCGGCAAUUUAAUGAUGCCUUGCUAAUGUGUUUCUUCCUCAGAUGUUCCACAGUAGGAAAUAUUACUCCAUAUUUUAUUUUGUAUGGUACUGUACAUAUACAGAAGAAAAAUGUUUUUGUUUUAUAUUCCCUGGCACCUGGUCCAUUUCUUUAUAAAAUUAUGCACUUCUUAUCGUAGUACUAGGGUGCUGUACCGUGUUAGCCAUUAUGAAUGUAGAGAAAAGCCAAGCAAAAUGACACCUUUUAUUGGCUAACUAGAAAGAUUACAAUAUGCAAGCUUUCGAGGCAACUCAGGCCCCUUCUUCAGGCAAGAUGUAAUGCACUUCUUAUCGUAUAUUCAUCCAUCCAUCCAUCUAUUUACUGAACCUAUCACUGCAUUUAUCAAUAUUCUUAACCCACUUAAUCCAAUUCAUGGUCAACAAGAGUUAGCACCCAUCCCAGUAUAUUGAGCACAAGGCAUGGACCAGCUUCAUAUAAGGUGCCAAGCCAUUGCCGGGAACACUCAUUUACAUACCCACUCUCUCUUCCACUGAGCCAUUUGUAUUUAUUCACUGAUCUGUUUACUGAACUAUCUUAUCCAAUUUUAGGUUUGCAUUGGGCCAAGUCAAGCUAACCUGUAUGUCUUUAGUUUGAGGAAGACAAAACAGAAUGCAUAGGGAGAAACACUCACAGACAUCUGAAGGCUGUGCAAAUUCCACACAGACAGGGAUAAAGCCGGGGCAGAAACCCAGGACUCUGGAGCAGUGUGGCAUCAGCGCUAAUACCUGCACACCCCCAUAUUCUAUAUUUCCAGAAUAGAUUAUUUAAUUGCUAGUACUAGUCCAUUAAUUUAUUCCACUUAUGAUCUUGAUGCCAGAGCCUGUCUUGCCAGCAGCAGUCACAAAGCAGAAUCUUACUAAAAGCUGUACACCAUUAAAUUAUAGAUUGCAUGUUCACAUUCACACAGAAACACUGGUCUUUAGUCUAGGUCGAGAUGUGUUUAAGCCGCUGGAAAAGCCGGAUUCCAUAGGCGGAAACUAGCAUUGGGAAGAACAUACAAACACUUCACCAAGCAAGAUGUUGGCCUUAGACCACAGGGUACUAACCAUUGUCCUACUCAACCAUCCAUUUUCUGAACUUUUUUAGUAGGGAUCUUGCAACCUGAGAUAACUGGGUACAAGGUGGAAGCAAACUAACUAAAAAACAGAUACCCCUAUGCUCAGUCAUACAGGGCCAAUUUAUAGAGACUGGACCAAGUAUCAACCGAUUUGACCACAGUGCUAAUCACUGUGCCAGUGCAUCACCUAUUUUCUAUUUAUUUUCAUUUCUGGCUGUAUUCAGGUCAGGUUGCAGAGGCUUUGUGUUGUACAGACAGUAGGGGAAUACAAGUGUUGUGUAUCCCACAGUAGUAUUCUUAGCUACACCUGCACCUUUAUCAGUAAUUACUUAACUGCCACUUGAUUUGAUUUUUCUCCCUGCUCUGGUUUGUGUGCUUCUCAUAUUUAUGUUUUAUAUUCUACUUUGAUCUCUUAGUAUUUUUCCCUUAUUCUAUGCUUACACCUCAUUACUAUAAUUGAGAACCCUAAUUAUAGUAUUAAUAUAGGUACACAGUACCAAGGGGAAUGAAGACUCAAUAUGAGGUUGUGUCUAAAGCAGGGUAAAUUCACACUUACAGUAUGGUCACUUAUUCUUUACAUGUGCCAGUUAACCUAUUGGCAGGAGUGCACAAGCUACGUCAAAUAUUAAUGUGCAUUUCAAAAAAUGAUAAAAAGAAUGUUGUAAAAGUCGUGAUUUUUUGUAAGUACUUCCAAGUGUAACCUUGUAACAGUGUAAAGUGGCACAAGUUGAAAGAUGAAAGUAUGUUUGUUCAUUUUAUAAAUGUUUGCUGCAUUGUUUAAUUUUGCAAGCAGGGUGAAGUGACUGUCAAUUUUAUUUCUUUUAUUUAGUCAGGAGCACUGUAAGUAACAGCAGGUCUAUAGUAAGUGAAGCAAAAUUAAUAGAAUGUGCCACCCAUCUUUAAAUCUUCCACUUCCAUCAGUCAGGAGGAUUAAAAACAAGAAUGCUAAGCUGGAACUGCAUAUAUAAACUCAAGCAAUGGUACACAGUACCUCAAAUAAACACCCUUUCAUUUUUUCAGAUGCAUGUACAUUAUUUCAUUCGUCGUAGAUUCUGAACAGUAUCUGUAUUUUGAAAAGUAAACGUGCCAUGAACGUAUUGGAAAUGUUGUGUAACAUAAUCAUGACCUCUCCUUAAAUGCAAAUAUUUUGAUAAAGGUCCUGCUUUUGUAAUUUUAGCCAGAAGUAUUAAACAUUGGUAGUAAUAAUGUAAAAAGUUGUGAAAAAUAAAUAUUUUUGUCUGUAAAAAGAUGACAAAUGCAUUAAUAGUACUUGCAUUUCUUGAUGUGUUUUAUUACAAUAUCUUAAAUAAAUUUGCCAACUGUAUCUUGUACUAGAAUUUUGUUACAGACUGCAGCCACCUCAGAAUAAAUCUUGAUUGCUGCAUUUCUGGUAUAAAGCUUUUUUUUCCCUUUUUCACUGUCAUAUGAAUGGGUCUUUUGAAAGACUGCAUUGUGUUUGAAUACUAAUCUUCACUCAGUUGUAUUUUUACCUGCCAAUUAAAAGAAAAAGAUAUUUAACAUUU